ACCUACUUCCCUCUCACCUAGCACCCGCCCUGGGCCUGAGAGCCACGGUGGGGCCGUGCGUACAGGAGGGAGGGAGGCGCUGUGGGGUCCCGGGCAGAGCUGCCGAGAGCCCCGGCCCCGCAUCUGACUCGCGCUCUCUCGGCGGUACUCCGGGCCGGGGUCCCUAGGCUGGCGCGCAGGGCGGGGAGCGGCUGCGGGCGGCAGGACAGGCGGGGCGGAGGGCGGCGGGCGGCUACGCGGCCUGGGCGGAGCCCACCCCGCCCUGGCCCUAGCGGUUGCCCUGCCCCCGCCAGCCCGAGGCUACCCGGGCCCGCGCCGCCCUUCUCUUUCUACGACAGCUGCCGUGGGAGCCCUGUAAGCCGUGCCGCGCGUCCUGCCCGUCUGUCCCCGCAGGUAGUCGCCCGCCACAGCCGCGCCAUGACCACCCAGCAGAUCGUCCUCCAGGGCCCGGGGCCGUGGGGCUUCCGCCUCGUGGGCGGCAAGGACUUCGAGCAGCCUCUCGCCAUUUCCCGGGUCACUCCUGGAAGCAAGGCGGCUCUAGCUGAUUUAUGUAUCGGAGAUGUAAUCACAGCCAUUGAUGGGGAAAAUACCAGCAAUAUGACGCACUUGGAAGCUCAGAACAGAAUCAAAGGCUGCACAGACAACAUGACGCUCACUGUCGCCAGAUCUGAACAUAAAGUCUGGUCUCCUCUGGUGACGGAGGAGGGGGGGAAGCGUCAUCCAUACAAGAUGAAUUUAGCCUCUGAACCCCAGGAGGUCCUGCACAUAGGAAGCGCCCACAACCGAAGUGCCAUGCCCUUUACCGCCUCGCCUGCCUCCAGCACUACCGCCAGGGUCAUCACAAACCAGUACAACAACCCAGCUGGCCUGUACUCUUCUGAAAAUAUCUCCAACUUCAACAGUGCCCUGGAGUCAAAGACUGCUGCCAGCGGGGUGGAAGCGAACAGCAGACCCUUAGACCAUGCUCAGCCUCCAAGCAGCCUUGUCAUCGACAAAGAAUCUGAAGUUUACAAGAUGCUUCAGGAGAAACAGGAGUUGAAUGAGCCCCCGAAACAGUCCACGUCUUUCUUGGUUUUGCAGGAGAUCCUGGAGUCUGAAGAAAAAGGGGAUCCCAACAAGCCCUCAGGAUUCAGAAGUGUUAAAGCUCCUGUCACUAAAGUGGCUGCAUCGAUUGGAAAUGCUCAGAAGUUGCCUAUGUGUGACAAAUGUGGCACUGGGAUUGUCGGUGUGUUCGUGAAGCUGCGGGACCGUCACCGCCACCCUGAGUGUUACGUGUGCACUGACUGUGGCACCAACCUGAAACAGAAGGGCCAUUUCUUUGUGGAGGAUCAAAUCUACUGUGAGAAGCAUGCCCGGGAGCGAGUCACACCACCUGAGGGCUAUGAAGUGGUCACCGUGUUCCCCAAGUGACCCAGCAGAUCCGACCACUGUUCUCCAGCCGGCCUCUGCUGCAGCUUUUUCUCUCAGUGUUCUGGCCCUUGCCUCUCUUGAAAGUUCUCUGCUUACUUUGGGUUUCUCUCUGCUUGUAAAACAUUGAGUCCCCUCCCUGCCUUGGUUAAUUGACUCACACCAGCUGUGCGAUGCCUGCUUUUACAAUGAAAGGAAAACUGUUUUGUUCAGUGUCCCCUUGUCAGCAACACCAUGUCCCUUCCUCCCCUCUGUUCUUCUCUGCUGCAUUUGGACAUCAGCCAAAUUGGAACCCAAUCAAAUAUAAUGUGUCUGACGUUGAUUUUGUUUUUACUCAAUAAAUUUAUAGACGCCAAAGCA
Messenger RNA from Rhinopithecus roxellana (golden snub-nosed monkey), 1767 nucleotides. It is a transcript of the gene PDLIM1, whose product is annotated as PDZ and LIM domain 1. The record is from RefSeq and is a predicted model, not a curated record. The coding region runs from base 418 to 1410 and encodes 330 amino acids. Gene Ontology annotation, cellular component: stress fiber; Z disc; filamentous actin. Gene Ontology annotation, molecular function: actin binding; muscle alpha-actinin binding. NCBI's taxonomy places the organism in Eukaryota, Metazoa, Chordata, Mammalia, Primates, Cercopithecidae. The transcript is spliced from 7 exons. Gene Ontology annotation, biological process: muscle structure development; heart development; actin cytoskeleton organization.